Diaporthe batatas is the source of this 714-nucleotide messenger RNA. RefSeq lists its product as uncharacterized. The transcript is spliced from 2 exons. The coding region runs from base 1 to 714 and encodes 237 amino acids. The record is from RefSeq and is a predicted model, not a curated record. Gene Ontology annotation, molecular function: protein binding. Lineage: Eukaryota; Fungi; Ascomycota; Sordariomycetes; Diaporthales; Diaporthaceae.
AUGUCAGAAGAUAUUCACCCCGUCUUCCAGCUGCGAACUUCCAUGGACGCGAGAUAUAUCCCACCGGAAAUCCUAAAGGGCUACUGCCGGCUUGACAACGGCAGGCAUGACUUCGGCAUCCAGCCGGACAGCCCAGACCUAGGCUGGCUUGGGCAGUUCCCAUUCGAGCUGGUGGAAAUCAUACUCAAGCACCUGGACAUCCCGUCGCUGACCACAUUCCGUCGUGUGUCAAAGCGGGCCAUGCACACGGUCGACUCAACCUUUGAGUACAAAGAGGUGGUUCGCCGGGCACCGCAUAUAAUCCGCUGCGCGCUGGCAGUCGGCGCACGUCGUUACAGCCUCCACGAUGUCUACGUCACACUCAGGCAGAAAGCGGAGCCCUGGUGCCCAUGCGGGGUGGAAAAGACCUGGAUCUGCGUGUUCAGAGGCGAGCGCGUCUGCCUCUGCAGGCGCACACCACGUGCGCCAGCUGCGUCGUUCGACAAGAGCCUGGCGCUAAAGUUCUUUGGGCCGCCGCCGUGGUAUCCACGCCCCAGCACCACGACAAAGAUCACAGCACUCAUCCGCGAACGAGACUCGGGCGUCACCGUGAGGGCGGAAAAUUUUCGCCAUCCCGAGGGUUAUGGGGUUCUCCCCCCGGAAAGUCUGAGGGAAGAUAUGGAACUUUUUGAGCCGUCUUUGGCAGUUGAGUCCCGCUGGCGAGUAGCAUGGUAG